Molecule: messenger RNA, 783 nt
Organism: Spirometra erinaceieuropaei
Lineage: Eukaryota; Metazoa; Platyhelminthes; Cestoda; Diphyllobothriidea; Diphyllobothriidae
Source: the annotation of a GenBank genome assembly
AUGCUUCUGGCGGAGAACCCAAACUUGAUUACUCUUAUGUAUCCCUAUUCAACCUCAUUUGGGCCGCACGCCUCUGAAACCACUGAUUCUGCUUUAUCCCACACCGCACCGCCCCAGCAGGUUCCCCCUCCUGUUACUGCUACCUUAAUUUAUGCCCAACCGACCUCACCACUGGCACUCCCUCAGCGCAGUGGUGUCACUCACUUUACCCAACACCUUUACAAUACACCACAGAAGUCUACGACACCACGAAGUUUCCUUGCAACGAACGGCAGCCCAGAUCUUAUGUCAGUAUCGAUGCAGGCCUCAUCCAACACCUUUCAAGGGUGGCCCCCGCCGGUUAAUGCGAAUAACAACAGCAACGGAAGUAGCAACAAUUCUGGUUCUCGGUUUCCCCAACCGCCUCGUCGAGGUCCGUCCUCAUUAGCGGCUCAGCCAGUCGGCCUAAAGACGGACUUCUCCUCUGCCAUCGCUCCUCCUCAACCAUCCCAUCUCUUCCGUCCACAUCCCCACCUGGCUGGUGUCAACCCUUGUCCUGGAGCCCCAAACGCAAAUUUGAACGGUGUAGAUACAACCUCUUUUGCACACAUAGACCCCUCAAAGGGCUACGGGUGGAGACGCAGUCAGUCGACCAACUGGAAGGAGAGGCCGCAUGUUGGGAAGUACAGUCUCAUUCGUACGAUAGGAAAGGGAAAUUUUGCCAAGGUCAAACUAGCGCAGCAUGUCACGACUGGGAUGGAGGUACGUUGUUGUUUGUAUUUACUAGCUCCAGGUGACUUGUAG